Camelina sativa (false flax) is the source of this 1882-nucleotide messenger RNA. RefSeq names its product growth-regulating factor 5. Gene Ontology annotation, cellular component: nucleus. The record is from RefSeq and is a predicted model, not a curated record. Gene Ontology annotation, molecular function: ATP binding. Gene Ontology annotation, biological process: developmental process; regulation of DNA-templated transcription; DNA-templated transcription. Lineage: Eukaryota; Viridiplantae; Streptophyta; Magnoliopsida; Brassicales; Brassicaceae.
GUUUUGUGAUAUCUCUUAAUUUAUUAAACACAUAGUAAAUAUCAUGUUUCGUUUUGAUUAACGUUCAACAAAAAAAUAAACCUAUCUACUAGAGUGUGACUAAUUUAUCUCUCCUAAAUACAGAAAUAGGGUAUAUAUAUUAAAGAGAGAAUGGUCUCGUGAAGAGGAAGAACCUAAGCUAGUAGUGUUCAUGCAAUUUGCAUCUGAGGAAUAUAUGCUUUGAUAGAGAGAGAGAGAGAGAGAGAGAGAGAUCAAAAGGUGACAGAGAGGGUGGUCUUCUUUGUCUGUCCCUGUCCGAAACUCAGGAACCCUAGUCUCUGAAUCCAUCAAGAAAGCAAGCUCUUAUCUUCUUUUAGGCUUUUGCUACAUAUAUAAACCUUUCUUUGAGGGAAGCUAGCUAGAGAGAAGAUAGAAAGAGAAAAGAUGAUGAGUCUAAGUGGAAGUAGUGGGAGAACAAUAGAGAGGCCUCCAUUUACACCAACACAAUGGCAAGAACUCGAACACCAAGCCCUAAUUUACAAGUACAUGGUCUCUGGUGUUCCUGUCCCACCUGAGCUCAUCUUCUCCAUUAGAAGAAGCUUAGAUUCUGCCUUGGUCUCUAGACUCCUCCCUCACCAAUCCCUUGGAUGGGGAUGUUACCAGAUGGGAUUUGGGAGGAAACCAGAUCCAGAACCAGGAAGAUGCAGAAGAACAGAUGGGAAGAAGUGGAGAUGCUCAAGAGAAGCUUACCCAGAUUCAAAGUACUGUGAAAAACACAUGCACAGAGGAAGGAACCGUGCCAGAAAAUCUCUUGACCAGAAUCAGACAACAACAACAACUCCUUUAACAUCACCAUCUCUCUCAUUCCCCAACAACAACAGCCCAAGUCCCACCUUGUCUUCUUCUUCCUCAUCUUCCUCUUCAACUACUUAUUCUGCCUCUUCUUCUUCAAUGGAUGCUUACAGCAACAGUAACAGGUUUGGUGUUGGUGGAAGUAGCAGUAACACUAGAGGUUACUUCAACAGCCAUUCUCUUGAUUAUCCUUACCCUUCUACUUCACCUAAACAACAACAACAACCUCUUCAUCAUGCUUCUGCUUUGUCACUUCAUCAAAACACUAAUCCUACUUCUCAGUUCAAUGUCUUAACCUCUGCUACUGACCACAAAGACUUCAGGUAUUUUCAAGGAAUUGGGGAAAGAGUUGGAGUUGGAGAAAGAACGUUUUUUCCAGAAGCAUCUAGAAGCUUUCAAGAUUCUCCAUACCAUCAACAACAACCGUUAGCAACAACAGUGAUGAAUGACCCGUACCACCACUGUAGUACUACUGAUCACAAGAUUGAUCAUCAUCACACAUACUCAUCCUCAUCAUCAUCUCAACAUCUUCAACAUGAUCAUGAACAGGAUCAUCAUCAUCGACAGCAACAGCAACAGUGUUUCGUUUUGGGCGCCGACAUGUUCAACAAACCCACAAGAAGUAGUGUCAUUGCUAAUUCAUCAAGACAAGAUCAUCAAAGUCAUCAAGAAGAAGAGGAGAAAGAUUCAUCGGAAUCAAAGAAGUCUCUUCAUCACUUUUUCGGUGAGGACUGGGCACAGAACAAGAGUUCUGAUUCUUGGCUUGACCUUUCUUCCCACUCAAGACUCGACACUGGUAGCUGAUUAAGGAUGGCAGUAUUCAAUGAUGGGUCUGCUGCACCAACACACACAACUUCGAAAUGUUGAAGAGUCACAUUUCACAUCUAUUUCCGUGGAACAAUGAGACAGGACACUGUUUGCAGAAACCUAUAUGUAUACAUUUAUGUAUCUUUCUCUUUUUCUAUGUGUGUUAGGUCCAACAAGAAAAGUGAUCCGACAGAUAUGUCUGUGUGUGUUCUCUUGCUUUCUCAAGAAAUCGUUUUAUAUUUUA